Histoplasma capsulatum G186AR is the source of this 1182-nucleotide messenger RNA. RefSeq lists its product as uncharacterized. Gene Ontology annotation, cellular component: nucleus; Ctf18 RFC-like complex; chromatin. The coding region runs from base 1 to 1182 and encodes 393 amino acids. Gene Ontology annotation, biological process: mitotic sister chromatid cohesion; maintenance of mitotic sister chromatid cohesion. The record is from RefSeq and is a predicted model, not a curated record. NCBI's taxonomy places the organism in Eukaryota, Fungi, Ascomycota, Eurotiomycetes, Onygenales, Ajellomycetaceae. The transcript has 4 exons.
AUGGCAAAACCAAGGGAACGAGUACUGGACUUCACACACUCUACCCCGCAACGAGCGCUCAAGCUCCUCGAAUUACCACCCGAAUUGGCAGAGCUCAUUUCCUCCGGGAAUGGAUCCACUCUCUACCUAAAGUCCGGACGAGCCUCCUCCUCCUCCUCUCCCCCCUCGACAUCCAGCGACGCCUAUGUAAACCUCUGUACAACCACCCAAACCUACAUGGUCCGCCAAGUCCACUCCUCGAAUUGCAUAUACCUUACCCAGCCCUGCCGCUCAACCACCCCCCACCAGCCGCAGCAGCCAAAGCCAGAUGCCCCCGCCUGCAUCACAACCAUCGCCAAAUGCAACGCCACGCUCGAACUCGUGAAGAUGGAUAGUAGUAACUCAUACUCCGCGUUCCCAUACCUGCAGCGUGCUCUGCGUGUGUAUAGCGGCACGCAUGCCGAGGAGGGUAGGGAUGUUGAUAUGCUCGAUGGCAGCGAUGGAGAUACGGGGUUAUCUGCGGCUUCUACUAAUACAACGGUGCGAAGGGAGCGGGAGCGGAAGCGGGAGCGGCGGAGGGUUAUGAGGAAGGUAUUUGCGGACGUGCCGUUGUCACUGGCGGAGUGUGAACGGGGUUGGGUGGAGAUGUGCGGGUUUGUGCAUUUCGAACGCGAUUUUGGUGGUGGUGGUGGUGCUACUUCUGCUGCUGGUUUUCGAUUAGCUUGUUGGCGGCCAUCGGCUGUUGUAAGGGUCCAGGCUUGGAAAAGGGUUCUGGAUGGGGCUGUGUUGCAGGGGAUUGAUGUGGGGAAGCAGUUUUUGACACAGGAUUUGUGGCGGGGUUUUAGGGAUGGGGAUGAAGGGGAUGGGAAAGAGAGUGGAGAUGCCGGGUUUCCAAGGUCGUUAUUCGAUGCGUUGGUGAGGAGGUUAAUGGGGGAUCCUGCAUCAGUGGGUCUGGGGAAGGUUUGUGAGGAGAUUAAAUGGGCAAGUUUUGAUAGAGAUACUACUGUGAGUUGGGUUGGGGAAAGUUAUCUGGAGGCUAACGCGCCAGAUCCAACGAUGGCGAUGGAUCGUGCCCAAUUCAUGGAGAGCUGGAAGGAUCUUUUGCCGGAGUCGUGGAGGUGCAGAGCUACGUGGGAUAAUUUGAAGUCAACGAUAUCGACUCCAGAUAAUCUGAGUACUCCCCCUGUGGUCUAUGGGCAUUAA